This is a messenger RNA of Penicillium cinerascens, 3321 nucleotides long. Its product is annotated as peroxidase/cytochrome P450 family protein. Gene Ontology annotation, biological process: response to oxidative stress. The record is from RefSeq and is a predicted model, not a curated record. The transcript is spliced from 5 exons. Lineage: Eukaryota; Fungi; Ascomycota; Eurotiomycetes; Eurotiales; Aspergillaceae. The coding region runs from base 1 to 3321 and encodes 1106 amino acids. Gene Ontology annotation, molecular function: heme binding; oxidoreductase activity, acting on paired donors, with incorporation or reduction of molecular oxygen; iron ion binding.
AUGUUGAAGAGGUUGUCCACCCAGCUGAGGCGCAACAAGGACACCAAUGGUGAUUCCGAGCCUAAGACCAAGGAGAAUGGCAGCAAGCGCUUCUCCAAGGCUGCACCUGCUCGGAAAUCCGUUUCCAACGAGGAGAAUCACCAGGUGAAGCGCGCCGAGGUUGUUGCUGUCUUCGAGAAGUAUGCGCAAGCUAUCCACGCCUCGCGCGAGCCUCUGCCCAACCAGACCGGCGAUGGUACCUAUCUGAAGCAUGACCAGUCCUCCGGUCUGAUCAACGACAUCAAGUCUCUGGGUUUCCGCGACAUCAACACUGUCAAGGACCUGAUCAAGAGUAAGGCCUCCGGUGAGCUGAUUGACGACAAGACCUACCUCAUGGAGCGCAUUAUUCAGAUGGUUGCCGACCUGCCCGGUCACUCAAAGAACCGUACCGAGCUCACCAACCAGUUCCUGGAUGAGCUGUGGAAUUCCUUGCCUCAUCCCCCUCUCUCCUACAUGGGUGAUGAGUAUAAGUACCGCUCCGCCGAUGGCUCCAACAACAACCCUACCCUUCCCUGGCUUGGUGCUGCCAAUACCCCCUACUGCCGCACCAUUCCUCCCAUGACCAUCCAGCCCAGUGGUCUGCCUGAUGCCGGUCUGAUCUUCGACAGCUUGUACGCUCGUCAAAAGUUCAACCCCCAUCCCAACGGCGUCUCCAGUAUGUUCUUCGACUGGGCCUCCCUCGUCAUUCACGACAUUUUCCAGACCGAUUACCGCCAACAGCAUCUGAAUAAGACCUCUGCUUACCUCGAUUUGUCUAUUCUGUACGGUGACUUCCGGGAACAGCAGGAUAUGAUCCGUUCCCACAAGGACGGUAAGCUGAAGCCAGACACCUUCUCCGAGGGUCGUCUGCAGGCUCUUCCCGCUGCGUGCGGUGUUCUCCUGGUCAUGCUGAACCGCUUCCACAAUCAUGUGGUCGAACAGCUGGCCGUGAUCAACGAGAACGGCCGCUUCACUAAGCCCCGUGAUGGUCUGCCCGAGGAGGAUGCCAAGAAGGCCUGGGCCAAGUAUGAUGAGGACCUGUUCCAGACCGGUCGUUUGAUCACUUGUGGUCUGUAUAUUAACAUCACCCUGUACGACUACCUACGCACCAUUGUCAACCUGAACCGCACCAACUCCACCUGGUGUCUGGAUCCCCGUGCCCAGAUGGAGAAGGCUGGUGCCACUCCGUCCGGUCUUGGUAACCAGUGCUCCGUCGAGUUCAACCUGGCCUACCGCUGGCACUCGACCAUCUCCCAGGGUGAUGAGAAGUGGAUCGAGCAGGUCUACUAUGACCUCAUGGGCAAGCCUGCCGACCAGGUCACCAUGCCCGAGCUGCUGAUGGGCAUGAAGAAGGUCGAGAGCAUGCUCGAUGCCGAUCCCUCCAAGCGUACCUUUGCCCAUCUGAAGCGCCAAGAGGACGGUACCUUCAAGGACGAGGAGCUUGUUCAGAUCCUCACCCACGCUUGCGAGGAUGUUGCCAGCUCUUUCGGUCCCCGCAACGUCCCCAAGGCUCUCCGUUCCAUUGAGAUUCUCGGUAUCGAGGCUGCUCGCCGCUGGCACGUCGGUUCCCUCAACGAGUUCCGUAAGCACUUCGGCCUGAAGACUUAUGAUACCUUUGAGGAGAUCAACUCCGAUCCGGAGAUUGCUAACACCCUGCGCCACCUGUACGAGCACCCCGACUACGUCGAGCUGUACCCCGGUAUUGUUUCUGAGGAGGCCAAGGAACCCAUGAUCCCCGGUGUCGGUAUCGCCCCUACGUACACCAUCUCCCGUGCUGUGCUGUCCGAUGCCGUGGCCCUGGUCCGCGGUGACCGUCACUACACCGUUGACUAUAACCCUCGCAACCUGACCAGCUGGGGUUACAACGAAUGUCGCUACGACCUCAACAUCAAUCAGGGUUGUGUCUUCUACAAGCUGGCCACCCGUGCCUUCCCCAACUGGUUCCAGCCUGACUCUAUCUACGCUCACUACCCCAUGACCAUCCCCAGUGAGAACAAGAACAUCAUGAAGAUGCUUGGCCGUGAGCAGGACUACUCCUGGGACCGCCCUGCUUACAGCCCUCCCCGCAUCAACCUGCUCUCGCACGAGAACGCCAAGCUGGUCCUGGAAAACCAGGCCUUCAAGGCCUCCUGGAGCCGUGCCAUGGAUGACCUCUUCGGCCAGGGCGAGUGGGAUGCCAAGCAGCGCGCCGCUAUGGGCCAGGCCUUCAACACCGAGGACUUCCCCAAGCUGGUCAAGAAGUUCUACGAGGAUGUCACCCUCCGGCUCAUCUCGGAGAAAGGCGCCAAGCUGGCUGGCAUAAAUCAGGUCGACAUUACCCGUGACGUCGGCAACCUGGCUCACAUCCACUUCGCCUCCACUGUCUUCGGCCUGCCCCUGAAGACCGAGGAGAAUCCCGCUGGUUUAUUCACCGAGCACGAGCUGUACAUGAUCCUGACCACCAUCUUCUCUGCUCUCUUCUUCGAUGUGGAUGCCACCAAGUCCUACUCGUUGAACCGUGCAUCCGCCGCCGUCGCUACCCAGCUUGGCCAGGUUGUCGAGGCCACCGUCAAGGCUGACACCAGCAACGGUAUCAUCAGCGGACUGAUGAACAACUUCCGGCCACAUGACAACGCUCUCCGUGAGUACGGUACCGGUGCCCUACGCCGUCUUCAGGAGGCUGGCCUUAGUGCCUCACAGAUUACCUGGUCCCAGAUCAUCCCUCUCGUCGUCGGCAUGGUCCCCAACCAAGGCCAGGUGUUCACUCAGAUCAUCGAGUACUACACCUCGCCCGAAGGCAAGAAGCACCUUGCCGAGAUCAACCGUCUCGCCAAGCAAGACUCCGCCGAGAACGACGAGGUCCUAUACCGCUACUGCCUGGAGGCGAUCCGUAUCAACGGCACCUUCGGCGCAUACCGCGAGGCCCAGAGCACCAUGACCGUUCAGGACGGCGACAAGACCAUCGACAUCAAGGCCGGCGAUAAGGUCUUCGCCUCCUUCGUGCAGGCCAACCAUGACCCCAGCGUCUACCCCGAGCCCAAGGAGGUCAAGCUCGACCGUCCUAUCGACUCCUAUAUUAACCACGGCCAGGGCCCCAACACCGGCUUCGGUCGGGAAAUCACCAAGAUCGCUCUCGUUGCCAUGCUCCGCGUUGUCGGUCGUCUUCAGAACCUUCGUCGUGCCCCUGGUGCUCAGGGUCAGCUGAAGAAGAUCCCCCAGGAGGGUGGCUACUACGUCUACCUCCGCCAGGAUGGCACUUCUUACUUCCCCUUCCCUAUGUCGCUCAAGCUCCACUGGGACGGCGAUUUCCCUCCCAAGUUCUAA